Pan troglodytes (chimpanzee) is the source of this 4161-nucleotide messenger RNA. It is a transcript of the gene OR1A1, whose product is annotated as olfactory receptor family 1 subfamily A member 1. NCBI's taxonomy places the organism in Eukaryota, Metazoa, Chordata, Mammalia, Primates, Hominidae. Gene Ontology annotation, biological process: G protein-coupled receptor signaling pathway. The transcript is spliced from 4 exons. The record is from RefSeq and is a predicted model, not a curated record. Gene Ontology annotation, molecular function: G protein-coupled receptor activity; olfactory receptor activity. Gene Ontology annotation, cellular component: membrane. The coding region runs from base 891 to 1820 and encodes 309 amino acids.
CUCUUGUCCCUUCUGCUCCCCUGUUGGGAAACUGGGGGCUCCUCCUUCUAAACCAUCCCAUUCCUUUGUCCUCCACCUCAGGAACAGAGGAUUGUUCCCCAUCCUGCCACUGCUUCUCCAGCAUGGCUGUCCUUAAACGGGAUGUUAGCAGGUGCUAGAUGAGCUAACUGCAAACUUCCUUUCUGUGGAGGAGAAGCGAAGGCCACAGGGCCAGGACCCUUUUUAAAAGCAUCUGAACUGACUCCACAGGUAGAGACUUAGACAUUGGAAGAGACUGUAUCACAGCAACAUGAAAGGGUAGAUAGCCAGCAACUGUGGGCUACUUGCCCAAGAGAAUUGUUCUCAGUACCACCCCAUUCACAUGGCUGAUAUCUCAGAGGAUGACGCUUUCCAGGAAAGUGGGUAUUAAAGGCACCACAAUGUUCAAGACCCUGAUGUCAUCCCAGUGAACUCAAGGCCCGCUACGUCUCCAGCAUGCAUGUUGAGGCACCUCCUGGCUUCUCUUCUUGGUGGUAGAGGGUCUUUUUACCUCUUUCCCCUAGUCUGAUAUAUGGCCCCUGGGUCCCUCUUCCAGUAUAAAUAAACCUCUAUUUAUUCUCAACCUCUUUACAAGGAACAUUCUAUCUCCUACCUUAAAUGAAACGUGAACUUGAGCCAGCCAGCUCCAUCGCUGUCCUCUGGACCAAAUCAUCACAGAACAUGUGAAAUAACAACAGAAGCUCAUCAUCUAGAUUUUACAAAUGGAACAUUAGCAAUGGGAACUGUCAACAUCAACUUAGUCUGCCGUGAUGCCAAGAGCUCCACCUCUGAACUCACAUAUCCUUACCAUAUGAGCUAACCAUGCUCUCUGCCUCUCCAGAUUUACUGAACGAUUUGACACUUGAGAAGCCAUGAGGGAAAAUAACCAGUCCUCUACACUGGAAUUCAUCCUCCUGGGAGUUACUGGUCAGCAGGAACAGGAAGAUUUCUUCUACAUCCUCUUCCUGUUCAUUUACCCCAUCACAUUGAUUGGAAACCUGCUCAUCGUCCUAGCCAUUUGCUCUGAUGUUCACCUUCACAACCCCAUGUAUUUUCUCCUUGCCAACCUCUCCUUGGUUGACAUCUUCUUCUCAUCCGUAACCAUCCCUAAGAUGCUGGCCAACCAUCUCUUGGGCAGCAAAUCCAUCUCUUUUGGGGGAUGCCUAACGCAGAUGUAUUUCAUGAUAGCCUUGGGUAACACAGACAGCUAUAUUUUGGCUGCAAUGGCAUAUGAUCGAGCUGUGGCCAUCAGCCGCCCACUUCACUACACAACAAUUAUGAGUCCACGGUCUUGUAUCUGGCUUAUUGCUGGGUCUUGGGUGAUUGGAAAUGCCAAUGCCCUCCCCCACACUCUGCUCACAGCUAGUCUGUCCUUCUGUGGCAACCAGGAAGUGGCCAACUUCUACUGUGACAUUACCCCCUUGCUGAAGUUAUCCUGUUCUGACAUCCACUUUCACGUGAAGAUGAUGUACCUAGGGGUUGGCAUUUUCUCUGUGCCAUUACUAUGCAUCAUUGUCUCCUAUAUUCGAGUCUUCUCCACAGUCUUUCAGGUUCCUUCCACCAAGGGCGUGCUCAAGGCCUUCUCCACCUGUGGUUCCCACCUCACGGUUGUCUCUUUGUAUUAUGGUACAGUCAUGGGCAUGUAUUUCCGCCCUUUGACCAAUUAUAGCCUAAAAGACGCAGUGAUCACUGUAAUGUACACGGCAGUGACCCCAAUGUUAAAUCCUUUCAUCUACAGUCUGAGAAAUCGGGACGUGAAGGCUGCCCUGCGGAAACUCUUCAACAAGAGAAUCUCCUCGUAACCAAUGUGAGGGCCUACAUUGGAUACUGUAGUCACCAGUUACGGUAUAUUGGAAAUCCAGUUCUGAUGUCAUCCUCCUACGAGAGGCAGUCUCUGAUCUUUCUAGCCUGAAAUUCCUAAUCUCAGAACUCUUAUAACAUUUUAAUAAGUUAAUAAUAAGUGAUUAUUGAAAUUACCACUUUCAACUCAUUGCUGCUCUUUUUGGCAGAGUGGCAGUACAGGGAUAUAGGGCAUAUGUCCUGACGAGCAGAGUCAAGUUGGGAAGAUCUGAGCCUCAGCUUUCACAUCUACAUGUUAGGAAUAAUAAGUGCCCUACACGGGUCACAUGGUGUGUUGAUUACAAUAGCUCAUGCUUCCAAGAUUAUAAAUCACUAUUCAUGUGUCCAUUUUUAUUUGACUGUUAAGUUUAAUCACCCUUAUUAGGCUUGCAAGCCUCUGAGGGCAGGAGUUGUUUUUACACAUCACUGUACCUUCCCAAUCUUGGUCAGAUAAAGUGCAUCCAAUAAAUACUGGUGGAAGUGGAAUGAAUAAGAUAUUAAUAUCUGAAAUGUAAUAUUAUAAUUAGAGAUAAUCAAAACCAGACAUUAUUUUCUCAUCCUUUAAACCUUUCAAGAAACUCCCAUUCACAAUUGCUACAAAGGGAAUAAAAUACCUAGGAAUACAGCUUACAAGGGACGUGAAGGAACUCUUCAAGGAAAACUAAAACCCACUGCUCAAGGAAAUAAGAGAGGACAAAAACAAAUGGAAAAACAUUCCAUCCUCUUUUAUACAAAGAAUCAAUAUCAUGAAAAUGGCCAUACUGCCCAAAGUAAUUUAUAGAUUCAAUGCUAUUCCCAUCAAACUACCAUUGACAUUCUUCACAGAAUUAGAAAACACUUCUUUAAAUUUCGUAUGGAACUAAAAAAGAGCCCGUAUAUCCAAGACAAUCCUAAGCAAAAAGAACAAAGCUAGAGGCAUCACGCUACUUGACUUCAAACUAUACUACAAGGCUACAGUAACCAAAACAGCAUGGUACUGGUACCAAAACAGACAUGUAGCCCAGUGGAACAGAACAGAGACCUCACAAAUAACACCACACAUCUACAACCAUCUGAUCUUUAACAAACCUGACAAAAACAAGAAAUGGGGAAAGGAUUCCCUAUUUAAUAAAUGGUGUUGGGAAAACUGGCUAGCCAUAUGCAGAAAAAUGAAACUGGACCCCUUUCUUACAUCUUAUACAAAAAUUAACUCAAGAUGGAUUAAAGGCUUAAACGUAAGACCUAAAACCAUAAAAACCUUAGAAGAAAACGUAGGCAAUACCAUUCAGGACAUAGGCAUGGGCAAACUUCAUGUUUAAAACACCAAAAGCAAUGGCAACAAAAGCCAAAAUUGACAAAUGGGAUCUAAUUAAACUAAAGAGCUUCUGCACAGCAAAAGAAACUAGCAUCAGAGUGAACAGGCAACCUACAGAAUGGGAGAAAAUUUUUGCCAUCUAUCCAUCUGGCAAAGGGCUAAUAUCUAGAAUCUACAAAGAACUUAAAUUUACAGGAAAAAAACCACCCCAUGAAAAAGUGGGCGAAGGAUAUGAACAGACACUUCUCAAAAGAAGACAUUUAUGCAGCCAAUAAACAUAUGAAAAAAAGCUCAACAUCACUGGUCAUUAGAGAAAUGCAAAUCAAAACCACAAUGAGAUACCAUCUCAUGCCAGUUGGAAUGGCGAUCAUUAAAAAGUCAGGAAGCAACAGAUGCUGGAGAGGAUGUGGAGAAAUAGGAAGGUUUUUACACUGUUGGUGGGAGUGUAAAUUAGUUCAACUAUCAUGGAAGACAGUGUGGUGACUCCUCAAGGAUCUAGAACCACAAAUACCAUUUGAUCCAGUGAUCCCAUUACUGGGUAUAUAUCUAAAGGAUUAUAAAACAUUCUACUAUAAAGACACAUGCACAUUUAUUGUGGCACUGUUCACAGUAGCAAAGACUUGGAACCAACCCAAAUGCCCAUCAAUGAUAGACUGGAUAAAGAAAAUGUGGCACAUAUACACCAUGGAAUACUACGCAGUCAUAAAAAAGGAUGAGUUCAUGUCCUUUGCAGGGACAUGGAUGAAGCUGGAAACCAUCAUUCUCAGCAAACUAACACAAGAAAAGAAAACCAAACACUGCACGUUCUCACUCAUAAGUGUGAGUUAAACAAUGAGAACACAUGGACACAAGGAAGGGCAUAUCACACACCAGGGCCUGUCAGCAGGUUGGGGGCAAGAGGAGGGAUAGCAUUAGGAGAAAUACCUAAUGUAGAUGUCAGGCUGAUGGAUGCAGCAAACCACCAUGGCACGUGUAUACCUAUGUAACAAACCUGCAUGUUCUGCACAUGU